UUAGCCGUUCGCUUACUGUUGCAGACUUUUUCUUUGACUUGGACCAACCUUGGCGGGUAAAGCCCGCAUAAAGCUGCUUUUGGAAUCGUCUUCUUCAAUUUCUGGCACAAGACUAACGACCUUCUUCUUUGCUUCUUAUACGCCAAACUCACAUAUAUUCUUCUGAUCAUCUUUGGUCCUUUGUUCCCUUUCUUGGAUUCUUCAAAACAGCGAGUCAUCUUUGGAGUUGUCUCCAGGCUUUUUGAUUGUUCGCCAGGAUAUCAAGUAUAGCAGCACUCUUGGCUCUAAUCAGUUCUGAGCUUUCGAGGGUAUAUAAUAUAUAGAUACAAUUUUAUCCCUUAUCUGAGAGAUGGAAAGCCGCUUAGAUCGCCAAGACUCUGAUGUUGUGUUUCAGAGACAUCUUCCGAGCUGUAUGUGGAGGAUGUUUCAGAUUCUUGAUUAUCACCAUUGGCACAGUGUCAAAAAGUUGUCUCCUCGCAUAAAACAUCGGAGAGGGAAACAUGCCAUAUGCUUCAGAAACCCAAAACCUUUUUCUUUUGAGAAUUAUAGGGAUGAAGUGCAAAGCUAUUUGGAUGCUGAUGCUGUCCCCUUACUGGACAAACAGCAAAUAACAGAGGGUACACAAACUGAUAGGAUUUCUGGCAAAGCCCACAUAAAAGCGUUGAUUGCUAAAGAAGCGUCCGCAAGAUCAGAGUUGCAGAGAACUCAUUCAAUCCAUCAUUUAAGUAGCGAAUGGAAAAAUCCAAUCAUAAUUCUCCACAAGAGUGCUGCUGCUGCCUCCUCAGGAUUGCAGAUUCAGUCUCUACCAAAAAGCCCCAAGGAAAAAGUUACAUGCAGUGAAAAGUAUAAUCUGUCUGACACCAUGAACGAUCAGGGUUGCUUAAAACAGCACUCACUCUCUGUGAAGCAAGAAUUUUCUGCAGAGAAGGAUGAUAAAUUAGUAAAUGCAUCAUUAAACCAGAACCUUUCAGAUGCUAAACAGCUAGUUAGAGGAAUUUCAAGUCGCCAAUUUAUGGAAGGUGUAGAUGUUCUGGAGUUGUUUAAGGUAAACAAGAAGUUGUUCCUGGAAAUCCUACAGGAUCCUGAAGCACAAGCUGCCAAAGACUUCCAUGUUCAGCUGAAAUCCCAUAAAAAAGUAAGGUUAAAGAAAUCAGUUUCAUUUCCUUUAGCUGAUUCCCAAAGCACUAGAUUUUUGAGGCCUAGUACACUUGAACACAAGCAGAAAGAAAUUUGGUCCUUCCCGAAAGAAGAAAAAUUUCCUGAUGAGAGUGAAGUCCCAAAGUUUGUUGUGUCCAAUUCUUCAGAGGAUUCUCAUGACAAGUCAUUGUGUUUUAAGUCUUAUGAUAGUGGAGUCUUUGCUGUUACUCAGGAAACAGACUCUUCUUCUUCUGUAUUGUCUGGGGGAUCCAGUAAACAAGGGUGGCAGCGAUCAUUUAUGCUUCAUUUGAAAGAUGUUAUGAAGAGAAUAAAGCAUACGCUCAAAGAGAGCAAAAAAGAGGAUAAACAGAAAUCAAUGGAUACCAUACUCCAUGGUGAAUUGUCCUCUGAUGAGAAAGAUAAUCCUGUGAGGUUGGAGGAUACAACUCAUCUAGAUGGUAAAGAAAACUUCAGAAGUUGUCAUGAAAAUAAUGGUUCUGAUAAUGAUCUCAGCAAGGGGCGACUCCCUCACAUAAGAAGAAUAUCCUCUCUAAAUGAAUCGUUAGAUAGGUAUGCUCGGUUGUCUGAGUUCAGUAUAACCAAAGAGGCCAAGUGGCACGACUAUCAAUCUAAGAGCUUAAAAUUGACAAAUGAAGAUAAGUUUCCAUCAACUGGGUACAGUUUUAAAUCCGCCAGAAGGAGACUUUCCCUGCCUGAUCUCCAGACUUUCUGUCCUUUGUCAAAUGAGACAUCACAUGAUUCGCUUCAUUCAGGAAUGCCAAUGAAGACUUCUAUUGACUAUGAUACAAAUGAGAAGAAUGAUUGUAAUAACUUGAAGUCCGUAAGCAUUCGUAUAGAUAGAAAACAAUUUGAACCACCAGAAACUGUUGAAGAGGCUGAACUUAAGAAAAACAUGGUAGAGAAACCUAACAGCUGCGAGCAUGAUGAGAAUUCAGUUGAGCCAAUAGUAGGCAUUGAAGUGGAAAUUUCCAACACUGGAGAGCAGUACGAGGACAUAGUUGAGCCAGAAAUGCCGAAGCCUAGUCCUUGCCAAGAUCAGGAGAUAGGUCCCACGUUAAUCUUCAGCGAGGAUCAUGAAAAACAAACUCCUACUUCAGUUCCUGAGAAGCAUGUUCAAGAUGAAAUAACUGGCCAAGCUGAAUUUCUAGUCUCAAAAGGUUGUGAGUUGGACUCUAGGCUUGCUUGUAUUGAUGAGCCGGAUACUUCUGUCAAUCUACAAGACAGACCUGAGAAGGAUGAAACUGGUCAUUCCCUUCACUUUGAAUCAAGUGAAUUAGAUGAUAUUGAUUUCAAUUAUGUGAGAGAUGUUCUUGAAGUAUCUGGCUUCAUUGACCAAGGGUGUCUUGAGAACUGGCAUUCACUAGACCAGCCAUUAAGUCCCACAUUGUUCAAGGAACUGGAGGCUUAUUUACACCAUGAAUCGGAAUACUCUUCAGAGGAUGUCGGAGGCGAUUGUGAUCACCAGCUUCUGUUUGAUUUGAUCAAUGAGGUGCUACUCCAGAUGUACAAGAGCUGGUUAGCCUACUUCCCAAAGUCCGCCUUCGUUCAACGUGUUCGUCCAUUACCAAAGGGAAACCAUACUCUUGAUGAAGUCUGGAAAAGAAUAAGCUGGUAUAGGAGCCCAAGAUUAAACACACAGAACUCAUUAGAUGAUAUUGUGGAUAAAGACUUGGCGAAAGAUGAUAGUUGGAUGAACAUUCAAUUGGAUGUUGAGGACAUAGCACUUGAUCUUGAAGAUUUGAUUUUUGAUGAACUUGUAGAUGAACUUAUGCAUUCAUGAACCAGGUAUGCAGCUACCUUCAUAAUGAAUUCUUGUCUAUCUGCUUACAUGUGAGCCUUGUACAUGAAAUUUUGUUUCUUUACGAAUAAUUCUUUCUUUUCAAGGAAAAUAUUGGUUCCUUGAUUGCCACAAAGGCAGGGGAUAAGAAUUUCUACUACAGGUUUUAAAGUUUUUUUUUUUUUUUCUGAAUGUAAAAUUUAGGAAAAAAUAGGAAUAUCUUGCUUCAUGCAGGCGUUGUUCAAUUUAACGUAUAGGCUUGUAUAGCUUUGUGGAAUUGAUUGAAACGACUCUUUUAUGUAUUAUAGCAUGGUUGGUAGAGCU
Molecule: messenger RNA, 3259 nt
Organism: Manihot esculenta (cassava)
Lineage: Eukaryota; Viridiplantae; Streptophyta; Magnoliopsida; Malpighiales; Euphorbiaceae
Product: protein TRM32
Exons: 5
Coding region: 350-2938 (862 amino acids)
Source: RefSeq, a predicted model, not a curated record